AUGAUUUCUAAGAUUUAUUCAAAGCCGGGAUUGGAAUCAUUAAGAGAUAAUUUUAUCAAAGUUGCUAAAGAAUUCGAAACACCUUAUUUCAGUUUGUCAACAAUCAACAUCACUCCUCGUAAUCUCAAACAAAUUUCAGCAGCAAUUGAUGCAAUAUUAUCUGAACAAACAACAGCAAUCAUUGAUUCUGUUUUGAGAGAAUCGAAAUUCAUCAUUGAAUCAGUGAUUAAAUCUCAGAACGAAAUGAAUCCUCUUGACAAAUCAUUGCUUGAACAGUUACAGAUGCAAUUGAUACAGAUUUACCAGGCAACAAAACAAGAUCUAAGUAAAAUCAAUCCAUUGGCAAAUAACAUUGAAAUUUUGAAAUUGACUGUUUUGAAUACUUUAAUUGAUUCUCCAUCAAUUUAUUCAUUAUCUAAAUUGGGUCACUUGAGAACAUACUAUGAUUUAGUACAAUCAAUUGGAGUGUUGAUACAAAACACUGUAAAUGAAGUCAAAUCCAAAUUUGAACAAAAUCAUCAAACUGUUCAAAAAAUUAAUGAAUUUUUGGAUUUCUAUUUCAAAGGUGUUGAAAUCAGAGCGGAAUUCAAUAGAGAUCCAUUCAACAAGAAGACAAUAAAUAACGCACUUAAACUGUUGAAUGAAAUCAAGAGUAAUGACAUCAAACAAGUAUUUACUUCAUAUGGUUUGACUCAAUUUUCUAAUUUGAUCGUUGAAAUUGAAAAUUUAACAGAAAAGUGUCAAAGUGAACUUGAAAAUGUCAAACCGUUUGAAAUUCAGAAUAUGAUUAAUGUUCCAACUAAAGAACUUGCACAAGUAGUCUGCAACGCCGUGAGAUUGUACCAGGCAGUUAUUGUUAAAAGUUCUGCGAGAUCUGAUCUUUACAGUGAUGCAAAGAACUCCAAAUUACUCAAAGAAGAAGCAAACAAACUCCAGGAUGUCUGCAACAAUUUGCUUCUCCAGGAAUCAUUCCCAACAGUCAAAUUAUACGAAAAUGUCAAAAUUUUCUUGGAACACAUUGAAAGUGUGAUUAAAAACGUUGGAUCCGAAAUAUUUGAGAAAGAAACAAUGCCAGCGAUGUCUGUAAUUAAAAACGAACUCUACAAACAUGUCAAUCCAGCUCCUCCUGAUGUAAACGAUGUCAUCAAGUACUCAGCUGUUUUAUCAGACAAAAUCGAGAGGACAUAUCAAUUAAUUGUCAGCGACAAUGAUUCAUUUUCUCUCGAAGACUUUUGCCAACAGUUUGGAAAACUCAAGGACGAAAUUGUCUUGGUUCUCAAGCAGAUCUCCAUUGGCAAACACAUGUCUGAGUACUUGAUUGUUUCAAGAUUCGCUUUGGCAUCGUUAUCCAAGACAAUUGACAUGUUUUUGAUGAGAGAAAACGUGAUGGAAUUCCAAGAUUUGAUGAAACAGUUGAAUGAUUUGCAGAUAAUGAUACAAAACAUGGUCGGAUUGAUCAAUUCCCUUGAAAUAGUCCACUUCCACUCCAAAGAAAUUGAAGCAAGAUCAAUAGAAGAAGUCAUCGACAUCGACACAAUUUUCAUUUUCAUUGCUUCUCAGUUCAUCAAUUUCUCAAAGUCUCUGGCAUUUUUGUCGAAUUUGCCUGAGUUCACUUUCUCUCCAUUGCUCAAAUACCAGUACGGACUGAUCAAAGACAAAGUCACCUAUUUGUCUAAUCUUUCGUACAACGAUCCACAGACAGUCAUUCAGACAUUGGAUGGAAUGGAUUUGAAUGAAAUUCAUUUGUUCGUCAAAUCUGUUUCUCCUCUUUCCCACAAUCCGAAAUUGUCGAGUUCUUUCACGGCAAUCACAAAUAACUUGGCAUUGUUCAAGCAGUAUUCUGAUCACGACAGACUCGACGACAAAUCAAUUGUCGAGUACAAACAAAGAAUACAAAAUUCCGGACAAUUCAUCAAUGAUCCAAUGUUGAGACAUUAUUUCAACGAAUUACUCAAAAGUAAUGAUUCUCUCUUGUUCCAACAAUUCACAAACAGUACAGCUUUCAUUUUAGAAGACGAAAUACCGAAAUCAUUCCACACAAACCUUGAUCAAAACACAAGACUCGCAAUGAUAGAAAUUUAUCAGAAAACUCUUCAGUUUUCCUCAAGAAUUCCUCACAAAACAAUUUUCACAUCACCUUUCUAUUCAUCUAAUGAUUCUCCACUUUCCAAAUACGCCAAAGAGUUCUAUUCCAAUCAAUCGAAUGGAAUAGAUCCUUCCAAAGUCAUCAGUGCCAUUUCAGAAACGAAAAAUUUGCCGAUUUUCAUCUCUUCCGAAUUAGAAAAUCUCAAAAACAUCAAUUCGACGUCAAACACUCUUCCUUUGAUCAGAGCUCUUUCUUUGUUCACUGACAAAUCGCAGUUCAUCACUUGUUCACAGAAGAUGCUGGUUAUUUCAUUCGAGAAAUGCAAAAUAAGUCUAUUAAACAUGGCGAAUAUUUUGCAACAAGCUGAUGAAAAAAUCAGAACUGAUGGACAGCAACAUGACCCAUUCUUAAGGAGUUUGUUGGAGUCAUCACGAAAGGCAUCAAUACAAUGGAGUACAUUAACGAUCGACCACGCGAAAGAUGUCAUUUCUCAACUUAAAAACAUCAAAUUAGUUCAGUUGAAACUUCCUCUUAUUUAUUUGUAUUCCUCUUACGAUCCAUCGAUUUCACAGAUCUUAAACAACUCAAUAAUGAUUGAAUUCUUCCAGAGUUACAUAGAACUAUUCAACUCAUUCUACAACAUGUUCUAUAACUACGUGAUUGAGUUCUUCCACGAGUUAGAAAACGCGAAAUGCUGCACAGGAAUUCAGUUGUCAUUGAUUUCGAAACUUUGCCAAACUUUCGCUUGUUCGAAGCGAUUGACAACGAUUUCUUUCAUCGAUGCACACGAUGUUUAUGCUGAAAUGACGAACUACAAGGAGAAGAUACAUCAGCAAGUGUUGGAAAAGAUCACAAGCAGAUCUCUUUACCUCAAAGUCGCUGCAGAUUUCGCUUUGAUUGCUGAUGCAAUGGAAGUUUUCGAUCCUCUGGAAACAUUGAAUCCGAAGAUUAUUUUGCAGAUCAAUUCUAUGUAUGGUUUCUUCUUGAUGUCAGGUGUUCAAAGCUUGACAUCAAUUGCACAGAAGAAGUACUACGUAGAUUUGAGUGUUUCAUGCAUUAAUUCGAUGAUUCUUUUCUCAAAGAACCAAGGAAUGGAAUCAUUCGCACAAAUGAUCGAAUACAUGAAGUCAAUGAGAGAUUUCAUUUAUUCAUCUGAUUUUGCUGAGAAAUCAAAUGAUUACUGCAGUGGAACUAGUCAAGGAUUCAAUGCUAUCAUUGAUAUUUGUAGAAGAGAAAUAACAGGAGAUGAUUUGAGACAAUUUGCUGAAUUGCAAAGAUUGUAA
Messenger RNA from Trichomonas vaginalis G3, 3369 nucleotides. RefSeq lists its product as uncharacterized. The coding region runs from base 1 to 3369 and encodes 1122 amino acids. The transcript has a single exon. Lineage: Eukaryota; Parabasalia; Trichomonadida; Trichomonadidae. The record is from RefSeq and is a predicted model, not a curated record.